This is a messenger RNA of Closterium sp. Yama58-4, 1647 nucleotides long. NCBI's taxonomy places the organism in Eukaryota, Viridiplantae, Streptophyta, Zygnematophyceae, Desmidiales, Closteriaceae. The record is from the annotation of a GenBank genome assembly.
AUGGCGUCGCGAUCCGCGUUGGCCAGCGUGCCCACGGCCGUGGCGGCGUGCGCGUCGUCGUGCGGCGCCACUCUCGCCGCUGCGGCUGCGCCGCUCCUCGUUCCAUCCGAUCCCUUCGCCGCGCUUGAUCAGCGUGAAUUGUGGCGAGUAGAUCCUGCGCGCGGCUCGUUGGCGACCGCUGCUUCCCCACCGGAUCAGACGGCGACUGAUCUAUCGCGAUCGGUCCUGUCAGAACAUCCACCUUCCCACCCGUCCGCCGCUCCCGCCGCUCGUGUCUCGUCCGCCUUCGUUUCUCCCCCGCUCGUAGCCCACAUCCAAUCGCGCGUCGUCGUCCCUCCAGCAUCCACAGCCUUCCAUCCGGGAUCGGCAGGAUCUCGUCAUCCCCUAGCCGUCCGUCCAGGUUGCGGUGGUUACCACCGCAUCCUCACCAAUGACGUGGCUCGCUCGUUCCUUCGCCAGAUCUCGCUGACGUCAUCAUGGCCAUCUCAGCGCAGUUUUAGCGGGUGCAGAGCAGCGGGAUCAACGGCUAGCAUUUUCCCCCGAUCAACGGCUGGAAUAGAUCCCGGAUCUUCGGCCAGUAGCAGCGAUCGGAAGGAUGCGGGAGAGGAGGGCGGGGCGGCAGUAUCUGGGUUAGGUGGGUCGUCUUACCGCGACGUGCUGAGUGUAGCUGCUGACGAUCUUGCGCAGUCGCACGAAAGCGAUGAUGUCUAUAGCGAGGCACGUGAGGAUGUCGCGUCGGAUGAUAGCGGCGUUGAUGCUAGCGCGCAGGAGUCAUCGGAUGUGGCGCGGAGCAGCGACGGCGGGGCAAGCGCGGGUGGCGCAACCGAGGCAGGGGGCGCUCCUGCGCCGGCUGCUGGUGCUCACGAGUUUGAGGCGCAGCUACGGAAGGAGCGCGAGGAGGCGCUGCCGCUAAUGACGUGGCAGCUGUACCUGCACGCGCUGAUGCAUGUGGGGCCGCCCGUGCAGGCGGUGCAGCGAGUGGUGCGAGCGAUGAGGGAGAUGCGCGCGCAGGGCGCGCAGGGCGUGCGGGCGUCGAAGGACACGUUCCACGUGCUUCUGCGCACCGCCCUUGCCCGCCGCGAUGCCAGCGCCGUGCUGCUCUUCCUCACCCACAUGGGCGAUGCGAGGGUGGUACCAGAGGCGGGCAGCUACAGCGAGGCGGUAGCGCUGUGUGCCAAGGAGCGCCGCAUGCAGGCGGCGCUGCAGGUGGUGGCGGACAUGCGCCGGGCGCGCAUGGUGCCGUCCCCCCGGGCCGUGUCGGAGCUGCUCGCCACGUGCCUGCACACACGGCGCUCACGGGACGCCAUCACGGUGCUCGAGGUGGUCAAGGUGUGCACGGGGACGGGGGAAGGGGGUGUGCCGCUGCAGGGGAGUGGGGGUGUGCCGCUGCAGGGGAGUGGGGGUGUGCCGCUGCAGGGGAGUGUGGGUGUGCCGCUGCAGGGGAGUGGGGGUGUGCCGCUGCAGGGGAGUGUGGGUGUGCCGCUGCAGGGGAGUGUGGGUGUGCCGCUGCAGGGGAGUGUGGGUGUGCCGCUGCAGGGGAGUGUGGGUGUGCCGCUGCAGGGGAGUGUGGGUGUGCCGCUGCAGGGGAGUGUGGGUGCGCCUGUGCGCUGCCGUCGCCACAUGCCUGCAGACGCGGCGCUCCUGUGA